Messenger RNA from Centruroides sculpturatus (bark scorpion), 2795 nucleotides. Its product is annotated as GRIP1-associated protein 1-like. NCBI's taxonomy places the organism in Eukaryota, Metazoa, Arthropoda, Arachnida, Scorpiones, Buthidae. The transcript is spliced from 21 exons. The record is from RefSeq and is a predicted model, not a curated record. Gene Ontology annotation, biological process: regulation of recycling endosome localization within postsynapse; regulation of modification of synaptic structure; regulation of neurotransmitter receptor transport, endosome to postsynaptic membrane. The coding region runs from base 15 to 2288 and encodes 757 amino acids. Gene Ontology annotation, cellular component: extrinsic component of postsynaptic early endosome membrane; postsynaptic recycling endosome; glutamatergic synapse.
UUUCAGUAUUGCGAAUGAAAGUGGAUGAAUUAGAAAGAGAACUGACUAAAUCUCAAAAGACAUUAAAUCGGAGUAAGAGAGCUCGUGAGGUAGAAACACUUUUACAAGAAAAUGAAAGUUUACAACGUAAAUUACAAAGCCAAGAAGAUGAAUUUCGUCUACAAAAUACUACUUUAGUACAAGAAUUAUCAACUUUGAUUUCAACAAAUGCUGCUUUAGAAAAAGAAUUAAAAGCAGCAAAUAUAGAAAAUAGCGAUGGAAAUAAGGAAAAUAUCUCUUCCGAUUUAGAAAAUGAAAUAAGGCAUUUACAAGCUGAAAAUGCAGCACUUUUAAAAUCUCUUGCAGAAAGCAGAAAACAAUAUGAAACUGAAAUUAUUUCUUCAAAAGCUACAAGAAAUUGUGAUGGAGAUAUAAAGGUAGCUGAUCCAUUGACAUCAGAAAAUUAUGAAAACAUUGUUGCUUUGAAAGAGCAAUUAAAACAAUUUACAGAUCUGAAAUUGAAAUUAGAUAUAGAAGAAGAAGAAAAAAAGAUGCUAGCAUCUCAGAUUGAUGAAAUGAAGAAAACACACAAGCAAGAAAUUUCAAAUCUACAAGAAGAAAUUCAUAAGCUCACAGAUAAAUUAAGAAGGAAACAAGAAAGCAUUGUUCAAUUACAACAGGAAAAAGAACAACUUUAUACUGAAACUAAGAAAUCUUAUGAAACCUUACAGUCUUCAAAGGAUCAUGAUAUUCAGCAAUUGAAUGAACAAAUUCAAAGACUUCAAACUCAGCUAUCAAAUUCUUUACAAAUUCAACAAGAACAAAAGCAGAAAUCUUCUUUAACAAUUCAACAACUAGAAGAAUCAAUCAGUUUAUUGAAAUCUCAAAUAAGUGAACAUAGCAAUGAAAUAGUAAAACAAUUACAAGAAGAGAAACAAGCAAUGGAAUCAGAUUUACUUGCAACUAAAAUGUUACUAGAAGAUUCACAGAAAGAAGUGCAAUUAUUAAGUUGUCAAUUAGAAGAAUCUCAAAAUCAGUCACAACAAUUAGAGAAUGAUCUCAAGCAAAUGACCAUAGAAAAGAAAUCAGCAGAAUAUACAGUUGCUGAAGCCACUAAAGUAGCAGAAAAAAGGAAAGCUCUUCUCGAUGAAAUGGCUGUACAUUUACAAGAAACAUCAGAUCAACUUACUGAAGAAAUUGUCAAACAAAGAGAGCAAUAUUUAUCACAGAUAGAUGAUUUAAAGAAAGAAUUGGAAUUAGAAAAGGAAAAAUCUUCAAAGUUAGAUUACUAUAAAUCAUUAGUAAAAGACUUGGAAUUAAAAUUAGAAACUGCUGAAGAUAAAAAAACUAUUCUAGAGCAAAAAUUAACACAAUUAGAAAAAAGUCUUGACGAUGCAAAAUCUCAUCAUCAAGCUACUCUUAAUAAAUCAGUUCAGGAACAUAAUGAGAAACUUUCCAAACUUUCUACUGAAAUGGAAGCAGCAUUAAAAGAUCUGACAAGUCAGCUUGAUGUUACUACUGCACAGAAGUCAGAACUUGAAGAGGAAGUAAUCAGAUUGAAACAAGAUGCCAAAGAUGUAAUAGAAGAAAGAAAAAUUCAAGAAAAAAAAGGCUUAUCAAUGGUUAAAGAAUUAAAGCGACAGUUACAAGUUGAGCGUCGACGAGCAGAAAAAUUGCAAGAAAGAUUACAAGAAUUAUUAAAUGAGUCUCCUCAAAGUAGAUGUGAUGACAUACUUCAGUCAGUAGAGUUAUCUGAUAAACAAAAAGGUGAUACCAGUAGUAUAAGUUCUUGGAGUCUAAUGUCUGGUGGAAAUUUAGAUAGCAGUAAAGAAAGUGCUGCUGCUUCAGAAAUGCCAAAUCACACUUCAGAAAGAAACACUCCUGUACAUCUGGAACAGGAAACUAGCAAUUUACUGGAGAGAGUUGCAAUUUUGCAAGAAGAAAAAUGGACUUUAGAAGAAAAGAUUAAUCAUUUAGAAAUGAGUAAUGCUGCCAUGGCUGAAGAUUUAAUGAAGAAAACAUCAAUUAUCCAAUAUUAUUGCAUGGAAGGAAGAGGUGGUGAACCGAAUUCUCAUCUGAUUUCACAUGAUAAAUUAACAGUACGAAGAGUUAUGGAUUUUAUCAAGGAUAAAGGAGAUGAGAAUUUGAGGGAAAGGAAUCGUCGUAUGCAAAGAAUGUUAGAAGAGACUUUAACAAAAAAUAUGCAUUUACAAAAAGAUUUAGAGUUUCUUUCAAAUGAAGUAUCUCGUCUGAAUAAAAUUAAUGAAGAACCUGAAGAACUGAUGAUUUCCAUGGGACCAACAACAUAGAAAUAUAUUUGUUUAAAUGUUGUAAUAAAUGCCUGUUAAUAUAAAACUAAAACAAAAGCUUGUUUAUGUAUAAAAUUUGUAGAUAUUACAAAAUGCAAUAUGAUGAGGGAAAGUAUCUUCCUUGACUUGGGAUUUUAUGUUGGCUUAACAUCACAAAUGUGUUGCUAUUUAUUUACUUUUAAAGACUGAAUACUAGUUAAUGUAAAAUAUUAGGAUUUCACUGUUUCAAAAAUAUGAAAAUACUGCAAGCACUUCCACAGGGUAGUAUUAACAAGACAAACUCAAAUUGUAUCCAUUCAUCUUUUAAAUGAUUUAAUUUUCAUUAAUUUAAGCCUUUUGGUGUGAAAAUAAAAUUAGGAAUAAAUUGCAUAUUCUCAUAUUUUUCUAUAAAAAGAAUUUACUUAUGAAAUUUUUUAUAAUUUUACAAGAACAGUGAUUAUUUAUGACAGUCUUUAUGAUUUGAAUAAAGAAGAAAAUAAUAAUGAAAUAUAUAAAUAUAUGUAUUUA